AUGACGGAGGCUAUGAUUGAGGUUGCGAUUGAGACUCUGAGCUCACUCAUUCAGAAUGAGCUCGGUUUCUUUCUGGGUGUCGAUGCAGAAAUGAAGAGGCUUUCAAGCGUACUCACUACAAUUACGGCAGUGCUUGAAGAUGCUGAGGAGAAGCAACUCACCAACAAAUCUCUCAACGAUUGGCUGCGCAAGCUUCGAGAUGCGGCUUACUUGCUGGAUGACAUCUUGGAUGAGUGUUCCACGCAUACCCUUUCCUUGCAAUACCAAGACAAGGUACAAACCUCUUGCUUGUGCUCUUUCAAUCCCACUCAUGUCAAGUUCCGUUACAAAAUUGCCAAGAAAUUGAAAGACAUCAGUCAAAGACUUGAUCAAAUUGCUGAGGAAAGACUGAGGUUUCAUUUACGCGAGACGGUUCAUGAGAGGAGGAAUGAAAUCAUGGAAUGGCAGCAAACUACCUCAAUCAUUACUCAACCCCAAUUCUACGGAAGAGAAGCGGACAAGGCGAAAAUUGUGGACUUUUUGGUUCGUGAUGCUUCUAAUUUGGAGGACCUAUCAGUCUAUCCAAUUAUUGGUAUUGGCGGUCUCGGGAAAACUACUAUUGUCCAGCACGUCUUCCAUGAUGAGAGGGUAGUUAAUCAUUUCGAGCAAAGAAUCUGGGUAUGUGUUUCUGAAGAGUUCAGUUUGAAAAGGCGGUCAAAAGCUAUAAUAGAGGCAGCUACUGGGCAUGCUUGUGCAGAUUUAGAUCUAGAACCAUUACAAAGACAGCUCCAAGAGGUGCUUGGCAGAAAAAGAUAUUUGCUUGUCCUGGAUGACGUGUGGAAUGAGAACCGGGAGAAAUGGGAUAAGUUGAAAUCCGUUUUGGCUUGUGGAUCGAAGGGUGCUUCGAUUCUGACCACUACCCGUCUUACAACCGUUGCACGCAUUACAGGAACAGUGUCGCCUCAUCAGUUAUCACUGCUAUCAGAAAAUUAUUGUUGGAAGUUGUUCAGACAACGAGCUUUUGGAUCGGAGGAGGAGGAACGUGAAGAGCUUAUAACUAUAGGGAGGGAUAUAGUAAGGAAAUGCAACGGAGUUCCACUUGCUGCUAAAACUUUAGGAAGUCUUCUGUGUUUCCAAAGUAAUGAAAAAGAGUGGCUCCGCAUUAAGGAAAGUGAGAUUUGGAAUUUACCACAGGAAGAAGAUUCUGUCCUGCCUGCUCUAAGAUUAAGUUAUUUGAAUUUACCGGCAAAAUUAAGACGGUGUUUUGCCUACCUUGCAGUGUUCCCCAAAGAUCGAAGGAUGAGUAAGAAACAAGUAAUAGAACUUUGGAUGGCUAAUGGGUUCCUUUCAACGAAUGGAGGGUUUGAGGUGGAAGAUGAUGGUGACAGAGUGUGGAAUGAAUUAUAUUUAAAGUCAUUUUUUGUGGAUGUUGAGACAGAUGAAUUUGCCUACGACACAUGGUUCAAGAUCCAUGAUCUUGUUCAUGAUUAAGCCCAAUUUGUAAUGGGAGAAGAAUGUUAUAGCGGAACAUUCGAGAAUGGUCCACUUGGUGAAAGAACUCGUCACCUCUCACUUGAUGACAUUGAACAAUUUCCUAACCUAUGGUCAUCUCAUUUGAACAAGGUCAAGUCCUUAAAAACAUUUAUAAUGCUACAACAUUAUGAUUUUGAAACUGACACUUGUGAUAGAUUGUUGAAAUGUUAUCAUUUGCGGGCACUUGACCUCAAGUUUUCAAGUGAGGUGUCAUCUUCUAUUGACCAAU
Messenger RNA from Neltuma alba, 1741 nucleotides. Its product is annotated as putative disease resistance protein RGA3. Lineage: Eukaryota; Viridiplantae; Streptophyta; Magnoliopsida; Fabales; Fabaceae. The record is from RefSeq and is a predicted model, not a curated record. The coding region runs from base 1 to 1470 and encodes 489 amino acids. The transcript has a single exon. Gene Ontology annotation, molecular function: ADP binding.